This is a messenger RNA of Vicia faba (fava bean), 2226 nucleotides long. Lineage: Eukaryota; Viridiplantae; Streptophyta; Magnoliopsida; Fabales; Fabaceae. The record is from the annotation of a GenBank genome assembly.
AUGUCCCAUCUCCCCAAACUCAUACCUUUCAAACACCCCAUUCCCUCCAUCACCAAACCUUUCUCUUUAAACCCGGUUCACCUCUCCAUAAAAAAACCCGGUUCACUCCUCUCAUUCUCCUCACACUCCAACCCCCUCCACGCGCUUCCCCACACCACCGCAACAACCUCCAACAACCUCACCGGAAUCCUAUCCCUCUGCGCCGCCACCAAAAACCUCCGUUUAGGAAAAACAAUCCACGCCUCAAUCCUCGUCAAUGGAUUCAACAAAACAUCUCUCAAUUCCCUCAUCAACAUGUACUCCAAAUGCAACCGAAUCGAAACCGCGAGGUUUUUGUUCGAUUCUUCUGAUCAUAAUUCACUGGAUGAUGUUUCUUGGAAUUCAAUUAUUAAUGGUUAUGUUAGGUUAGGUAGUAUGAGUAGUUGCAGUGAGGCUUUUAAGCUUUUGAUUAGAAUGCAUCGGUUUGGAUUUGGUUUUAGUGAUUAUACUUUGAGUAGUGUGCUUACUGCUUGUUGUUGUGUUAAUGAUAGUUUCUUUGGGAAAUUGAUUCAUGGAUUUGGAAUUAAGCUUGGUUUGGAUUUGAAUGUGGUGGUUGGAACUGGGUUAGUUGUUAUGUAUGCGAAAACCGGAUGUUUAGUGGAUGCUGUUAGGGUUUUUGAGAGGUUUGAUUGGAAGAAUGAUUUUAUGUAUAAUGUUAUGAUUGCUGGGUUUUUGAAUGAGAAGAGUGGUGUGUGUUAUGGAAAUGCACGGGGAGCGCUUGGUGUUUUUGGUGAGAUGAGGAGGGAGGGUUUGAAGUGUUCGAAGUUUACGUUCUCGAGUAUUGUGAAGGCGUGUGUUGGUGUUGGAGAUUUUGAGGUUGGGAGACAAAUUCAUGGUCAGGUUUUUAAGAGUGGUUUACAUGGGGAUGAGUUUGUUUGCAGUUCGUUGGUGGAGUUUUACUCGUUUUUUGGUUCAAUUGGAGAUGGAUUGAGGUGUUUUGAGAUGACGUAUAAAUUGGAUCUUGUGUUGUGGACGACAAUGAUUGCAGGGUGUGUUCGGAAUGGACAGUUUGAAAAUGCCUUGUCUUUGUUCUAUCGAUUUUUGGCUAAUGGGAAGAAACUUGAUGAGUUUAUCGUAUCGUGUGUGAUGGGUGCUUGUGCAGAUAUGGCUGCUGCAAGGACUGGAGAGCAGAUCCAGGGUUAUGCAUUGAAAUUUGGUGUUGCGAAUUUUACUAUUGUUAAAAACUCGCAGAUUUGCAUGUAUGCAAAGUCUGGGGACAUAGAUUCGGCUCGGAUCACUUUUCAAGAGACAGAGAAUCCUGAUGUAGUGUCCUGGUCUGUGAUGAUUUGCAGCUAUGCACAACAUGGUUUUGCGUACGAAGCUCUUAGACUUUUUGAGUCGAUGACUAUCUCUGGGAUUGAGCCUAACCCGAUCACAUUACUUGGCGUCCUUACUGCUUGUAGCCAUGGAGGUUUCGUUGCCGAAGGAUUAAGAUACUACGAAACUAUGAAGAAGGAUUAUGGCAUUGCUGCUAAUGUAAAGCACGGUGCUUGCAUUGUUGACCUCUUAGGCCGUGCCGGAAGGCUAGAGGAAGCUCAGAGAUUUAUUAUUGAUUCCAGUUUUGAGGAUGACCCGGUAAUGUGGCGUGCCUUGCUCGGUGCUUGCAAGGUCCAUAAGGACACUGACAUGGGAAAGCGUAUUGCUGACAGAGUAAUAGAGCUCGAACCUUGUGAAGCUGCAUCUUAUGUGCUUCUUUACAACAUUUACAAUGAUGUGGGGAAAAAGAAACAUGCUCUAGAGGUUCGGAAGCUCAUGCAAGAUCGAGGAGUUAAAAAGGAACCUGGUAUAAGUUGGAUUGAGGUAGGAAAUACAAUUCAUACGUUUUUGGUGGAUGAUCGUUCUCAUCCAAUGAGUGAACUGAUUUUUUCAAGGUUGGGAGAAAUAUUGGCGAAGAUAAAGAAAAUUAUCUUCAAUGAUGAGAAGCUUCAUUUGGGCAUCUCUGAAACAGAUCACAGUGGUGCCACCGAAAUGAAUCACCAUAGUGAAAAGUUAGCCGUAACUUUUGGAAUUAUAUCUUUACCAAAAUCAGCACCAGUGAAGGUGAUGAAGAACUUGAGGGUUUGCUCUGAUUGCCAUACAACAAUGAAACACAUCUCCAAUGUGGAGAAGAGAGAAAUAAUUCUUCGAGAUUCUAUUCGUUUCCAUCAUUUCAAAGACGGUUUAUGUUCUUGUAAAGAUUACUGGUAA